Messenger RNA from Chroicocephalus ridibundus (black-headed gull), 1640 nucleotides. It is a transcript of the gene PDCD2L, whose product is annotated as programmed cell death 2 like. The record is from RefSeq and is a predicted model, not a curated record. Lineage: Eukaryota; Metazoa; Chordata; Aves; Charadriiformes; Laridae. Gene Ontology annotation, cellular component: cytoplasm. The transcript is spliced from 7 exons. Bases 116 to 1153 code for a protein of 345 amino acids. Gene Ontology annotation, biological process: apoptotic process.
CACAGUUAUGACAGAAACGCCUCUAGCGCGGCUCCGCGCGCCGUGCGGGGCUGAGGCGUGUGUCCUGCGGAGGCCGCCGUAGCGCGGCGCGGCCGGGCGAGGCGUGGGCGCUGCCAUGGCGGCCGGGCCGCCGGUGCUGCUGGGGCUGCGCGACGCCGCCAUGGCGGGGCCGUGCCGGGGCGCCGGGCAGGCCCCCGCCUGGGCCACCAGCAAGCUGGGCGGCUUCGCGGACUGGGCGCCCUCGGUGCGGGCGGCUCCGCCGCGCUGCGGGGCCUGCGGGCGGGCGCUGGCCCAGCUGGUGCAGGUGUACUGCCCGCGGGAGGGGUCCCCCUUCCACCGCCUGGCCAACGUCUUCGCCUGCGGCCGGGAGGGCUGCCGGGGAGCGCCCCACAGCUGGAAGGUGCUGCGUUCCCAGUAUUUGCAGGCGGAAGAAAAGGAACCCCGGGAUUCCAGCGUGAAACAGAAACAAGAGUGGAACUUUGCUGCAAAGGAUUGGUGUGAUGAAGCAGAUAACUGGGGAGUCUGUGAUGGAGCAGAAUCUCCUGCAUGUGCCUCCCUUCAGCUGCUUGGCUUAAACGAAGUGGUGAGCAGCUCCUUCUCCGGAGAGCUGGAGUGUGCAUCCCAGUUCCAGCAGCUUCGCUUGUCUGAAGCUAUGGAUGGGCCGGGUUCCCUGAGUACACAUCCUCCGGUCAGCGAGGGAAUGGUAAUGGACACGUCUAGUUCAGAUCCUGUGUUCCAGCCCUUUUACAUUAGUGUUGUGGAUGAGGAAGACUACACUGGUUACCUUGACACGGAGCAUGCAGAUAAGCUAUUGAAGGAGUAUCAGCAGAGAGAGGGUGUCGAUUUGGAACAGUUGAUGUCAGGAAGUUUUGCAGGUGAAGGUGGUAAUGAAAAAUAUGAGAAGAGUGAAGUCAAAAGCAGGGACCACGCAUUCCAUAAAUUUAUGAAAAGAAUAUCUGUGUGUCCUGAACAGAUUCUAAGAUACUCUUGGGGCGGCCAGCCUUUAUUCAUAACGUCUCCUCCAGCCAGCAUUGACCAAGGUAUUCCCGCCUGCAGUAACUGUGGAAGCAACAGAGUAUUCGAAUUUCAGCUGAUGCCAGCGCUGGUCAGCAUGCUCCAGAGCGACUCAGACCUCACCGAGCAAAAGAUGUAACUCUGGUUUAUGGAGACUCUGUGAUUGCAACUUCAUUUGCUCACUAGUGAACUUGGGAGUAAUUUGCCUUUAUUGCCUCUGCAGUGAGGCCUUGGAAAGUAAUAAAUAUUGUCAGAUAAGACUGCAGACGCUUAAGAAGCUCUUUGAAAAUUCUGAGUCGGCUUGCUUUAAAAUCUUUAAAAUUAGAAAAUGCUGUGUACAUAGGAGACUGAAUAUGAGAAAUAUUUUCUGAAUUGGGAAAGAUUGAAGUAUAGCAAUAAGCAAUAGCCCCUGAUUAUGUCAUUUUUCGUACUUUCACAUUACACACCUUUAUUGUUUUGUUUUUAGAUCUGUCAGUGGAAUUUGGAACUGCUCUGGUUUAUACAUGUGAGAGAAGCUGCUGGCCACCAAAUCAUCAAACCCCUUUAGAAGAAUUUGUUUUUGUACAAGAAGACCCAGAUCAGAGAUUAUUUAAAUAAAUUGUAUUUCUCUGCAUAGAUGGAAAGUC